UGUGUGAGUGUGUGUGUGUGUCUUUCUGUGUGUCUUGUUCAGUUUUGCGCACAAAAAGUACGAAUUUUCUCAUUUGCUCAGAUAUAGAGCAACCCCAGAGGCAAACAGCACCUCCCAAGAUCCGAUCAGAUCCAUUCAACCCUUCUCUCUUCACUCUCCCUCUCAUCAAUUUCCUUACACACCCCUUCAAUUUCCCCCCACACCACUUUCCCACCCCAUUUCCUCUCUCUCCGGUUAGGGUUUCUUCAAUUCCGCCUCCAAAUGCGCUAGAUCCAGACCCAGGGUUCGCCAACUUCGAGUGCAUGAAGCUUUGGUGCUGUCUCUGCUUCACUGACCCAGAAGACCAAGACCGCCACCUUAUGAAGGAGGACGACUUUUUCGGAAACGACGCCGUCGUUUCCGCCGUUUCCGACGACCAAUUCGCCAUGCCCCAGACCUUCCCUCUCCGCUCCGACGCCGAGAGCAGCUCCGCCGCCGCCUGUCCGGACACCGCCGCCGCCGACACCCGCGAUUUGAGCCACAAACGCGCCAAGUUCUACGCCGAUUUCGAGGAGCAUCACUUUUCAAAGCUUAAUGCCGGGAAAUGCGGUUCUUCUAAUGAAUAUGGUGAUUAUGACUAUAUUAAGGGCUCUCUUCGGCCCAACGGCGAUACUUGUUAUGAAGCUUUUGCAUUGAUGGGUGCGGGUGAGGAGAGUAGCUUUGAUUCUAGCAUUGUGAAAGACGGUGAAGGAGGUGAUAGUGAUCUCUCGAAAGUGGAAGAUGUAGAGGUCAGAAUGGAUCUCACCGAUGACUUGUUGCAUAUGGUUUUCUCGUUUUUGGAUCAUCCCAAUCUUUGUAAGGCUGCCAGAGUUUGUAAGCAGUGGCGUGGUGCUAGUGCUCAUGAAGAUUUCUGGAAGAGUUUGAAUUUUGAGGAUAGGAACAUAUCUGUUGAACAAUUCGAGGACAUGUGUAGGCGUUAUCCUAAUGCCACAUCAAUGAGCAUAUCUGGUUCUGGUAUUUACUUGCUUGUCAUGAAGGCCAUCUCUUCAUUAAGGAAUCUAGAGGUUCUAACAUUGGGAAGAGGACAAAUAGCUGAUACUUUUUUCCAUGCUUUAGCCGAUUGUUGUAUGUUAAAAAAUUUGAAUAUCAAUGAUUCUACACUAGGCAAUGGCAUCCAGGAGAUAACAAUUAAUCAUGACAGAUUGUGUCAUCUUCAAUUAACAAAAUGCCGUGCGAUGCGAAUAGCAGUCAGGUGCCCACAACUUGAAACUAUGUCGUUGAAGCGUAGUAACAUGGCACAGGUUGUGCUUAAUUGUCCUCUUCUGCAAGAGCUUGAUAUAGGCUCAUGCCACAAACUUCCCGACGCUGCAAUACGUGCUGCUGCAACUUCAUGCCCUCAACUUGUCUCACUGGACAUGUCAAAUUGUUCAUGUGUCAGUGAUGAAACUCUACGUGAAAUAGCUUUGAGUUGUGCUAACCUUAGUUUUCUUGACGCAUCAUACUGCCCAAACAUAUCUUUGGAGUCUGUUAGACUGCCGAUGUUGACAGUUCUAAAGCUUCAUAGUUGUGAGGGCAUUACUUCUGCGUCAAUGGCUGCAAUAGCUCACAGUUAUAUGUUGGAGGUUUUGGAGCUUGACAAUUGCAGUCUGUUGACUUCAGUGUCUUUGGAUCUUCCCCGUCUGUGUACUAUUAGAUUGGUACACUGUCGCAAAUUUGCUGAUUUGAACUUGAGGACUAUGAUGCUUUCUUCCAUACUAGUGUCAAAUUGCCCUGCACUCCAUCGUAUCAACAUCACUUCAAAUUCACUUCAAAAAUUAGCAUUGCAAAAGCAAGAUAGUUUAACCACAUUAGCUCUGCAAUGUCAAUCUUUACAAGAAGUGGACCUCUCAGAGUGUGAAUCUUUGACAAACUCUAUAUGUGAUGUUUUUAGUGAUGGUGGAGGAUGUCCUAUGUUAAAAUCACUAGUUCUUGACAAUUGUGAGAGCUUGACAUCAGUUCGGUUCACCAGCACCUCUUUAGUCAGUCUUUCACUUGGUGGUUGUCGGGCAGUUACUACUCUUGAGCUCACAUGCCCUAACCUUGAGAAAGUCAUUUUGGAUGGUUGUGAUCAUUUGGAAACAGCAAAGUUUUGUCCUGUUGGUCUUCGAUCUCUCAAUUUAGGAAUAUGUCCGAAAUUGAAUAUACUCAGCAUAGAAGCCAUGUUUAUGGUCUCACUUGAGUUGAAAGGAUGUGGUGUACUGUCUGAAGCAUUACUUAAUUGUCCUCUCUUGACAUCUCUGGAUGCUUCCUUUUGCAGCCAACUCACUGAUGAAUGUUUGUCUGCAACAACAGCCUCAUGCCCAUUGAUUGAGUCAUUAAUAUUGAUGUCAUGCCCAUCAAUUGGUUUAGAUGGACUUUAUUCUUUGCGUUGGCUCCUGAAUUUGACCCUGCUGGAUUUGUCAUACACUUUUUUGGUCGAUUUGCAGCCUGUUUUUAAGUCUUGUCUGCAGCUAAAGGUAUUAAAGUUGCAGGCAUGCAAAUAUCUCACUCACACAUCACUUGAACCUCUUUACAAGGGGGGUGCUUUACCAAAACUUCAGGAGUUGGACUUGUCUUAUGGAACACUCUGUCAGUCUGCCAUAGAGGAGCUUCUUUCCUGCUGCACACACCUUACACGUGUGAGCUUGAAUGGCUGUGCUAAUAUGCAUGAUUUAAACUGGGGAUGCAGUCAUGGGCAUAUUGCUGAGUUGCCUGAUGUAAAUGUUAUAUCCGUUGCAAGUUCUCAUGAAAAUGUCCACGAGUUAAGUGAGCAACCCACCCGUUUACUGCAGAACCUGAACUGUGUGGGAUGUCCAAACAUUAGGAAAGUUUUCAUUCCAUCAACAGCACACUGUUCCCGUAUGUUGUUUUUAAACCUUUCUCUAUCUGCUAAUUUGAAGGAAGUUGAUGUAGCUUGUCUCAACCUAAGCUGGCUUAAUCUAAGCAAUUGUUCCUCUUUGGAAGUUUUAAAGCUAGAGUGUCCAAGAUUGACCAGUCUUUUUCUUCAGUCUUGCAACAUUGAUGAGGAAGCUAUUGAGGCUGCUAUAUCAAAAUGCACUAUGCUGGAAACUCUUGAUGUUCGCCACUGUCCAAAGAUAAGCUCAAUGAGCAUGGUAAGAUUACGUGCUGCAUGUUCUAGUUUGAAGCGUAUAUACGGCAGCUUGUCAACUUCAUAAACUUAACCAGGGAUCUUUGAAUAUUCCAGUGGUUUUCACUUGGGAGUGAAGACACACUUGGUAAUAAAACUGGUUAUAUUUCCAAAUGUAUUGUAAAUGGAUGACUUGUUAUUGUUGUUUGUUUGGCAUAUAUAGGAAUCAGGUUAUCUUUUGUGGAUUGUUAAAAUAAAUCUAUCGUUGUUA
Molecule: messenger RNA, 3356 nt
Organism: Cajanus cajan (pigeon pea)
Lineage: Eukaryota; Viridiplantae; Streptophyta; Magnoliopsida; Fabales; Fabaceae
Product: F-box/LRR-repeat protein 15
Molecular function (GO): protein binding
Source: RefSeq, a predicted model, not a curated record